Messenger RNA from Acanthisitta chloris (rifleman), 3506 nucleotides. RefSeq names its product cytoplasmic polyadenylation element binding protein 3 (gene CPEB3). The transcript has 10 exons. The record is from RefSeq and is a predicted model, not a curated record. Bases 1 to 1101 code for a protein of 366 amino acids. Gene Ontology annotation, cellular component: synapse; neuron projection; nucleus. Lineage: Eukaryota; Metazoa; Chordata; Aves; Passeriformes; Acanthisittidae. Gene Ontology annotation, biological process: negative regulation of cytoplasmic translation. Gene Ontology annotation, molecular function: ribosome binding; mRNA 3'-UTR binding; translation factor activity, RNA binding.
AUGGAACAGUAUCAGUUCACAAAACCAGGAGAACCUGUUCAUGAGAACAGAGACCGGAAUAGGCCCUAUGACACUUUUAACUUGCACUCUUUGGAAAAUUCCUUAAUGGAUAUGAUAAGGACUGAUCAUGAGCCUCUGAAAGGGCGUAUGGGGAUAAACUUCCAUCAUCCAGGAACAGACAAUAUUAUGGCUCUUAAUAGUCGGUCUUCUCUCUUUCCUUUUGAAGAUGGCUUCCUAGACGACAGCCACGGUGAUCAGUCUCUGUCAUCGGGUCUCAGCUCUCCAACACGUUGUCAAAACGGAGAAAGAGUGGAACGCUAUUCUAGAAAGGUGUUUGUUGGAGGUCUUCCUCCUGACAUUGAUGAAGAUGAGAUCACUGCCAGCUUUCGUAGGUUUGGACCUCUUGUGGUGGACUGGCCUCACAAAGCUGAAAGCAAGUCAUAUUUUCCACCUAAAGGUUACGCCUUUCUCCUGUUCCAGGAGGAAAGCUCUGUACAAGCUCUGAUAGAUGCCUGUCUGGAAGAAGAUGGGAAACUUUACCUAUGUGUGUCAAGUCCCACAAUCAAGGAUAAACCAGUGCAAAUUCGACCUUGGAACCUAAGUGACAGUGAUUUUGUGAUGGAUGGGUCUCAGCCUUUGGAUCCAAGAAAAACCAUCUUUGUUGGAGGAGUUCCACGGCCCCUCCGAGCUGUUGAAUUGGCAAUGAUUAUGGACCGUUUAUAUGGAGGUGUCUGCUAUGCUGGCAUUGAUACAGACCCAGAGUUGAAGUAUCCAAAAGGUGCUGGCAGAGUGGCUUUCUCCAACCAGCAGAGCUAUAUUGCUGCUAUCAGUGCUCGCUUUGUUCAGCUCCAACACAAUGACAUUGAUAAACGGGUGGAAGUGAAGCCAUACGUGCUGGAUGAUCAGAUGUGUGAUGAAUGCCAGGGCACUCGCUGUGGUGGAAAAUUUGCUCCGUUCUUUUGUGCCAACGUUACCUGUUUGCAGUAUUACUGUGAAUACUGCUGGGCAAGCAUACACUCUCGUGCUGGGCGAGAGUUCCACAAACCACUGGUAAAGGAGGGAGGCGACCGGCCCCGCCACGUCCCGUUCCGCUGGAGCUGAACCCCAGGACUCGCCCAGCAACAAGUACUGGAGUAAAUAAAAUUGAGUGAAAAGAGAGCGCUGCCUCAGGGCUUAGUGUUCUGGAAAUCUGUGCAUUCGUCCUCGACUUUAAUGAAGAUAUGGGUCUUUUUAUUAACUAUUAUUAUUAUUUACAGUCACAUUACUGAACUCAGUGUCCAGUAUAAUACAAACCGGCAGAGUGUAACUGUACUGAUUUUUGCACUUUGAUUCACACAAACAUCUGCUUGGUACCUUAAUUUCCUACACAAUACUUGUCACUAGUGACAUUAUGUAGACUGCCAUUCUCAUCAGCCUUCUCUGGGCUGAUGUGUAUGUGAUGAAGAUUUUUUUAUUAUAAUUAUUUUUAUUUUUAAAACUGGAGCAUGCACUUAUUUUCAGAAAUUUAGACUUGCCCCUAGCAGAUGACUUACCAAAGGUAAUAUUCACAAGUAGGUGGCAGAUGUAGCAAAAACUUAAACAGAUAUUCAGCAAUCAUUAGUUUGGGUCAUUUAGAGUAGUAAUAACCCUUAAAGAAAAUAAGCCUUUAGUUGCUCUCCAUUUUGACUUGUAAGGAUGAUACCUCAUAAGCUGGAUCAGACUUUUUUCUUUUGUUUUUGCUGAGGGUUUUUUUCGUUUGUUUUGUUGGGUUUUUUUUGUUUUGUUUUGUUAGGUCUUUUAGUGUUAUGUAAAUGUAUGCUGCAAUAGCUUUUGCUGCUAUUAAAAUGGUAUUACUAAUACCAUAAUACUCUAUUCAGGCUAGGGUAUCAAUUAAAAAUGAAUAUGUGAUUAAAAUAGUGAUGGCUGCUGAAAGGAGAUCAGUAUAGCAUACAGAAAAGCUUCCAAGGAAGGUCAAUAUUUUUUGACUGCAUGUUUACUUAAUCAGGUUGCUGCAUGCAAUAAAUUUUAUAUAUGUCUAAUAUAAAACCUGCCCACAAUGCACAAAUUAUGAAUCUACUACGUAGGCUACAAAAUACUCAGUAACAGAAAGGAAUUGAUUACUGACUGGAGGAAGGCAUGCCUCAGUAAAUGUAAUGCUUCUGAAAUUAGGAUCAGCCCAUUACAGAAUGACCUAUACUACCACAAAUAUUUUAAAAAAAAAAACAACUAGCUGUAGGAUAUUCUUAAAACAAAUUGUGGAUGGUAGAUGAAGUACUUUGCGGUGCUCUGUUAUAUAUCGUGCAAUUUAUUUUAUAGAGUAAAGUGAUUCUGUCUAGUACUGUGAUCAAACUUUAACUGUUAAAAGCCUCUGUAUCCGACAUUAACACAUUUUUGACAGUUCAUAACAGGUACAUAAACAGAAAUGAGCUCUUAGUUACAAUCUCUCUCCUAAUGCUUGCAUCAUUUACGUAGCUGCAGACCUUGUCCAGAAAACCAAAGAGCUCAUGCUAGCGUACAUACACUACCAAUCUAGAUAGUCUGUCAAACUAAUAAACUAGGCACAUUUAAGAAAGAUAGGAGAAAAAAAAAAGUGGUGCUAAAGAAAUGUCUGCAUACAAAAGUAACAUGAGAUGUCUGCUCUGUGGAUGUGGCGUUAUCUCUCUAAUCCCUGGAUGUAUCCUGUGAAGCUUGAAUACAAUUAAGACCUGCUAACACAGUGGACAUUUUUUUAGCAUGAAGUAUGGGGCUGCAGAUAGCAUAUAAAUAUAAACACAUUGGUAUACUAAUGAUUGUGAGAAUGUGUACACUAUUUUUGUUUUCUUUUUUCCUCCUUUGUUUUUGCAGUUCUGGGGACAAUCUGACUGGAUAUGACACCGCAUAGUAGAUUUAAAUGUUCUGGGUUUUUUGUUUGUUGUGAUGUCUUCUUUGUGUCGAAUUUAGUAAGUUGGGUUUGGUUUUUUUUCCCAAUGUUUAGUUGCAAGUAUUGGCUUUGAAAGGACUUUUUUUUUUCUGUUUUUGGAGAAAAAAAAAAAGAGAAAAAUAGUUUUUUACUGGUUUAAAAAUGCUUAUUAUAAUUAUCCCUUUUGAAGUUACUUCUGGGCAGUUUUGUGAUAUUGCUUUUCCCCAGCCCAGGUGUCUUUUCUGUUCUUUUUCAUCUGUACAAGACAUUUUGUUAUGCACUACUUUUUGUAUCUAGACAGUUUUCAACAGUUGGCUGAUGAUUUUUUUUAAAGAAAAAGGCAUGCUUUCUGACUGACAUGAUCUUUUGCAAUACCUCAAUUUUGAAAUAUAGGAAAGAAAAUGAUAUUUUCUAAGUAAGUUUAUUCAGAAAAAUAUAUAUUAAUUUAAUUCUGCAAGAAAAAUGAUUUAACAGAUGGGUAACUUUAUUUUUUUCAUGCUUAUUUGAGUUUUUUUGAAAAUGAAGAAGUUAGAGCUUUAUAACUGUAAUAUUAAAGAUCAUAGCUAACCUAACCUCGACUAUUUGUUGUUAUGUGCAAUACUGUUUGUACUGUUUGUAUAAAAAAAAA